This is a messenger RNA of Physella acuta, 6569 nucleotides long. RefSeq names its product phosphatidylinositol 4-kinase alpha. The record is from RefSeq and is a predicted model, not a curated record. Gene Ontology annotation, molecular function: 1-phosphatidylinositol 4-kinase activity. NCBI's taxonomy places the organism in Eukaryota, Metazoa, Mollusca, Gastropoda, Physidae. Gene Ontology annotation, biological process: phosphatidylinositol phosphate biosynthetic process; phosphatidylinositol-mediated signaling. Gene Ontology annotation, cellular component: plasma membrane; cytoplasm.
GAACAUGGGAGACAACUAUUGUUUUUUCCCCGGAAUGAGGAUGUAAACAAGAUGGCUUCCAACGAUAUAGAUUAUCAUGCUAGAAGUCUUUUGCAGUUAGCAAGAUCGUUGGGAGCAAUUAAACCAACUCCAUGGGAAAAGGUAGAGCGUCUGAUGUUAAUGUGUCCAAAUUCAAAGGAUAAAAGUGGAACUCUUCGAUUAGAUGGACGUGGUCAAAAUGCAAUUAUUGCUUUGGGUGUAUAUUUGCUGGAAUCUGGUCUGCAGCACAGUGAAGUGAUCAUAGAGUAUUUGUUGAUGGUACUGGAAAGGAUGCCAAAUGCACAGUGGGUGGACGGUCCCAUAGGAAUCAACAAGUACAAUUUACCGAUGACUGAGAAUUUCAGUUUUUGUUUUAACACAAUUUUAUCUGAUGUUGCAAAAAGACUUCCUUCAUACAAAGACAAGAUAAUUAAUAAUCAGCUGAAAGUUUUGGAAUUCAUGACAGCCUUAUGUGAACAACCUGGAUCACAUGUCACAGAAUUUCUCCUUGGUAUAAGAGUUAGAGAGAGACUGUGCACUAGGCAGAUACCAAUGUUACUUGGUCUAGCAAGGUCAAUAGGUCGCUCCAGUGAUGAAGAGUGCUCACUUAUUUCCUACCUACUGUCUGUCAGGGAGGCACCAAUAUCCAUGCAGCGUGUGCCUCGAACUGAGCCUGUGCACCGCAGCAAUUUCAACUCAUUUCGAUCCAUCAUGCCCCGCACCAUGUCAACUGUUUUCACUCACUCUGAGGCUGGCUCUUCAAGUGUAUCAGGGGCCGGGUCUUCUGAUGCUGUUGGGGAUGGGGCGACGGAAAGGAAAUCCAGCUUUAGAGAUAGGUCGCCUUCACCCUUGGACUCAACAGGUAGAGACACUACCAUGUCAGGUGUAACCAGCAACCUGGGAGAUGUUCUCCCCUACACAAUCUAUUUUAACAAGAUCGCCUCAAGUUUCACACGGACGAGGCCAUGGGGUUUUGAGAUCAUCCCAGAACAGGAUCAUCUUAAAUUUAAUGAGGAACAGUUAAAUUGGAUUUUACAAUGUGCCAAGCGACUGUUAAAGCGCAGAGUGCUGAAUGGGCUGGAUCACAUUUUAAAGGAUGUUAUAGCUGUUUCAAAUGGAAAUCUUGUUCGCUUUCCAUACAAGUCAUUUAGCGAGACAAUUAGUGUCAUUAUCCUUGCUCUUCUUAGAGACAUUUUGGAACAAGAAAAAGAUUUACCUGUGGAGUUUAUGAAGGAAGUUCAGGACUUUGUCAAGGGACUUUAUCAGGCAGGUCAGUUUGACCUAGAGAGCAAGCCUUCAAACCAUGCAUUAAAGGAAAAGUUGACAGAUUUCAAUCCCUACCAGCUUCUGGUACACGCCAACGGAGCUUGUGUUGACCUUUUGUUUUGGUCUAUUCGAGAGGAAUCAGAGGCAGAAAACUUGUGUGUAAAACUAACUGAGAGAAUCAGCACCAAUACAGAGAGAAGGCUGUUGUUGUCGCACACACCACUUCUGUUAGCUUCAUUAGAGGCACUAGGUAAAAUGGCUGUAAAGUUUCCUAAUUUAGCCAAUGCAAUGGUGGCAUCUCUUCGAGAUUUCCUAGUCAGUCCAUCCCCCAUUUUAAGUAAAUUAAACAAAUAUGCCAUCUCUGAACAAGGAGGUAAAUACUCUUCCAGUGGUGGAGGAAUCCGCAUUACUGUCACAGAUGAGGAUAAAAAGGAAAGAGGGGGAGGGGUUGCCAAAGCUCCUAAAAGUUGUCUCCUAGCAACCAUGGAAAAUUUAAGGGACAAUGCCAUUCAUAAUAUUUGCAGGGCUUUACGAGCUGGCCAGCAGGUAGAUGAAGAAUGUGUCCCAGCAUUCCUGGCCUCCAUAUCUAAUCGUCUGUACCGUGCCGAGCUGAGCGACAGGAUCACCAAUACCAAGUCUGCUGAUACUAGGUGGCAGCAGUUGAAAAUGGUUAUGAAAUUCAUUAACCCUACAACGUCCAAUUAUGAGCUUGUUGAUGUUCUAAGAGAAUCAAAUCUCAUUUCUACCAACACAAUCCUGACAUUAGGCCACCUGGCAGUGGUACUGAAGGACCAGCCCAAGUUGGUUGAAUCUAUCCUUCAAAUCUUUCAACAGCGCUUCUGUUCACCUCCCUCACAGUUAGAUGUUCUCAUUGUUGACCAAAUGGGUUGCAUGGUGAUGGCUGGCUGUUCUAGUAUCUACCACGAAGUCCUGAGUAUGUUUACCCAGAUCAGUGUAGAAAGUAGCUCACCUUACAAUGUCAAUGAAGCCAAUGACAAACUACGAGGAUUCAGGUUGGUGUCACAGGCUGUCAUCAAUGCCUUUGCCAACAUUGCAGCCAACAUUCAAGGGGAAGCCGAGCAGUUGGAUCUGCUCUCUCGACUCUUGGAGUUGUUUGUACAGCUAGGGCUGGAUGCUAAAAGGAUCAAUGAAAAAAUUUCUGGUCUCAUGAAGGCUUCUUCUAGUGCGGGAAAUUUAGGUUUACUUAUUCCUGUCAUUGCAGUGCUAAUGAGAAGAUUACCACCAAUUAAAGAACCAAAACGACGGCUUCACAAACUGUUUCGAGACUUUUGGCAGUAUUCUGUUGUCAUGGGUUUUACAAAUGAAAACCAAGGUCUGUGGCCCACUGAGUGGUAUGAGGGUGUGUGUCAAAUAGCCAUCAAAUCCCCACUCCUCAUUUCAAAAGAAAACAUAAGCAAAGAACUUUUGUACAACACGGCCUUGAGAAAUGAUGCUGUAGCCCCAAAUGAGCUAACUGACCUGCGUAACAGCAUCUCUAAUCUCCUGGACAACCCAGAAGUGACAACCCUGAUCAACCGGCUCAACUUUGCCCAGUGCACUUAUUUACUUUCUGUUUAUAAGCUUGAAACUCUCAGAGUCACUCAUUCAUCAGAUCCCAAUUCUGUCCAUGGAAUCUUCGAAUACCUAGAGGAUCGGUUUCUUUUCCUAGAUAAAUUAGGCAUGUGGCAGUGUGUAGCAGCUGUAGCUGAGAAAACAUUUGACAAAUACAUGGAUGAGCUAGAUGCAAAGCCAAAAACAGAAGAGAAAGAAAAACAAAUUGAAGCUCACGCCCAGUUCCUGUUGGUCAAGUUUAACCACACCUACAAGCGAGUCAGGAUGACAGCCGACAAGUUCAUCUCCAAAUUUGUCAGCAGAUUUCCACAUUUCCUUUGGAGUGGCAAAGUUUUGAAAGCCAUGCUGGACAUCCUACAAGUUGUCUGUGCUGCCUUAGACCUGGACCCCCAUGAAGAUGCUCCAGAGAUACAAAUUCCUGACACCCCUUACAAACUUCGGAUAAUGGAAAAUCUGAAUUCCAGAGAUCAAGUAGUGAAAGACUUCUCUGCCCGUAGUUCGACCAUCCUGCAAGAAUCCAUGAAGUGGGCCCCCAACGCUGUGAGGUCUCACCUCAUUGAGUAUGUGCUGCAGAUGAACACGGAGGCCAAGGGCUUGUUGAUGCACAGCGGUCUGGCCAUGGCCACAGAGAGCGUCCUCAACUAUGCUGGGUACAAGAGCAGAGAAGGUGUAGCAACUUUGCCUGCAUCACUAGACAGACGGCCAAGUUGUGUACAUUCAGAAAGUUCCAGUUUUAUGGCUAAUCUGAGCAUUAGAUCUCGAUACCUAGGAGAGGUGAAUGGCAUGCUGGACAUGUGUGAAGACUGGGCCACAAUUGAAGAGAAGAUGUGUGAAAAGUUACAUAACGCUUAUCUUAAUGGGGAUGUGGCUGUGGCUAAAGUGUCCAUGCUGAGAAUCACUGCUCUACAGAUCAAAAGACCAGGCAUAAGUCACCACCUCCUUCAAGCAAUCUGUUGGGGCCCUGUCAAGCUCUUUAAUGUCGAGGUUAUGGAAGUUGUAAUCAUGUGUUGGGAGUGGAUGCUCUCUGCCAGGCCAGAAUUUACUCUAGAGUUCCUUUGUUUGAUGGCAUCAGCCUGGCAAGUGUGUGCUGAUAUGAAGCUGGGGAUAUUUGCUCCAGACCAGCCCAGGGCUGACCCCUUGGCAAAAGCAGAGGAUCAGAGACUGGCACCUAAUCCCCCGGUGGUUGGACCCCACAACCUGUGGACUAAGUUCUUACAAGAGAGGGUCGAGAUAUCCAAGUACAGCGACUCUGCACAAAUACAGAUUUUUCUAACCCUGCUCAACAAAUCCUUGUCAGUCACUGUUGGUAAAAGGCCUUCAAUUAUCUCUCGUCACACUGCGGCUAUUGGACCAAGAUAUAGGCUUCUGUCAAUGGGAUUGUCCCUGCUGCAAGGAGAUAUCCUUCCCAACACACCAGCUAAAACUGUGCUCAGAGAAAGGGUCUAUUCAGCAACUUUAGAUUUCUUUUGUGGUCCUCCCAUCUGGCCGUCACAACAACCAAGUGAACUGAGAGAGGACAUCAACUUGCUCAUCUCCUACUGGCAGAAAAUGCAUUACGACAAGAAGCAUUUGUCAUCUAACAUGGUAUCAUUAGCCGGCGCCAUGGACUCAUCCUCCCCGCCUGCGGUCAUCUCCUCCACUGGUCAGCAGGACCUGCGCCUACAGACCGGGUGGAUGAACACCCUCAGCAACACGUCCACCUACUCCAAGCGCUCAGUGGAUUUGCUCGCUCCUAGCUAUAGUGCUUACAGUGACUAUGAUUUGGGCGAGACACUUAAAGGAACCAGUAGGAAGGGGCAGGUGAAUGAAAACAGUUUGGUCAAAGAUUACAUCAGGAAGAGAAAUAUUAUUUUAUGUCUUGUGGCCAACACUAUUGACACCCUGAUCACCAUACACAACCCGCUGGAGCUGGCGGAACAGAAGUUGCAGGAUGAGGAGUUGAUCUACACCUGGGCCAGACACAACCUGACAGACAGACAAUGGAGGGACAUAGCCAACUAUUCCUGGGAGCUCUCCCCCACCUUGGCUGUCUACCUACCAUUCAGAUUCAGAAACUGUGAUACUUUGAAAAGGGAAGCAACUCGCCUUGUUUCGCUGAACCCAGAGAGUGUGUCCCACAUUCCAGAAGCCAUCAGUUUUCUUGUCACAGCCAACAGUGUGGAGGCAGACACACCAGAGCUGUCCCACAUAAUGACCUGGGAGAAAGUCUCACCUGUGUUGGCCUUGUCCUACUUCUCCAGACAGUACCCGCCCCACCCCCUCACAGCACAGUACGCCAUCAGAGUUCUGAGAGCCCAGCCUUCAGAAGUUUUGUUGUUCUACAUACCACAAAUUGUGCAAGCCUUGCGCUAUGAUCCUAUGGGGUAUGUUAGUGAGUUUAUCCUGUGGGCAGCCAAGAAGUCCCAACUUCUGGCCCACCAGUUUCUGUGGAACAUGAAGACAAAUAUCUACCAUGAUGAAGAAGCUACAAUGAAAGAUGAAUUUAUUGGUGAAAAACUGGAGGAAAUGGAAAAGAAAAUUAAACAACAAUUAUCUGGGACUGCUCUAAAAUUUUAUGAAAGAGAAUUUGAUUUCUUCACCAAAAUUACUGAUAUCUCUGGCAUAAUUAGACCUUUCCCUAAAGGGAGAGAACGCAAACAAGCCUGUCUGGAUGCUCUUUCUAAAGUACAACUACAACAUGGGUGUUACCUCCCUUCUAACCCAGAGGCCAUUGUGUUGGAGAUAGAUUACUCAUCAGGAACUCCUAUGCAAAGUGCUGCCAAGGCUCCGUUCCUGGCCAGAUUUAAAGUCCAACACUGUGGCAUCAAUGGCCUUGAAAGGUUGGCCUCCUCUGAGACAAUGACCAGUUUGGCCAUAGAGAAGAAGAUCAUGUCCGAGGGUUCAGGUGUGGACAGUGCUAAGGCUGUGCUACAGAUCCACUGGCAGGCUUGUAUCUUCAAGGUUGGGGACGAUGUCAGACAGGACAUGCUGGCUUUACAGGUGAUAGAAAUGUUCCGCAACAUUUUUGAGCAAGCCGGGUUAAAGUUAUACCUGGCCCCAUACAGAGUGGUAGCCACAGCACCAGGGUGUGGAGUAAUAGAAUGUGUUCCCAACAGCAAAUCCAGAGACCAAAUUGGUCGGCAGACUGACAUCACACUGUUUGAAUAUUUCUUGGCCACGUUUGGGGAUGAGCAGUCUCCAGCUUUCCAGGAGGCACGUCACAAUUUUGUGGUGUCCAUGGCUGCGUACAGUAUAGUCAGCUUCCUGCUUCAAAUCAAGGACAGGCAUAACGGCAACAUUAUGAUCAAUACAACAGGACAUAUUAUACAUAUUGAUUUUGGCUUCAUGUUUGAAAGUUCACCUGGAGGAAAUCUUGGCUGGGAACCAGACAUUAAACUAACAGAAGAAAUGUUUCGAGUUAUGGGAGGGGCAAUGGAUGCUCCCCCUUUCCAGUGGUUUAUGGAACUUUGUGUGCAGGGAUUUUUGGCUGUCAGACCCUACCAGGAUGCAAUCAUCUCCUUGGUAUCUCUCAUGUUGGAUACAAGGUUGCCUUGUUUUAGAGGUCAGACAAUCAAACUUCUCCGCGCAAGAUUUGCACCCCAGGCCAGUGAGAGAGAGGCGGCAAACUUUAUGUUAAAAGUUGUACGAGACAGUUGUCUCAACUGGCGUGGUAAAACUUAUGACAUGUUGCAAUACUAUCAGAACCAAAUUCCUUACUAGAAUAUCUAUAAAAA